CAGUGACAGCAGCAACACUCGACGGCGGCGCGGGCCUGCCUUCUUCCCUUCCACGGAUGGCGAGGGCGAGGCUGCCGGCGGGCCGUCGGGGCGGAGGAGGAGGAAGAGCAGGAGGAGGAGGCGGCAGAGGCGCGUCCCUGGCGGGGAGCCAUGCGUCGGGGCCCCGCUAGGCCUCCGCGGAGCCCAGGCCUUCUCUGAGGGGCAGCCAUGGCGUCGUCGUCGUCGUCGUCGUCCCCGCCGCGGGCCACGGAGGUCAGCUGCGACGCGCGCGGGCAGAGCAGCUCCGUGGCGGUGCGCAUCCCCAAAGGAGGAGGCGGAGGCAAGGCCCGGAGGAAGGGCAAAGGAGGAGGCGUUGGCGGAGGAGGGGGCUUCGGCCUAGGCUUGGGCCUGGGCCUGGGCUCCCACAGGAGAGCGCGCCAUCUGCCUCAGCUCUUCGAGCGGGCCUCGCGCCGCUGGUGGAGCCCGCAGUUCGACUCUGGCAACUUGGAGGAGGCCUGCCUGGAGCGGUGCUUCCCCCAGACGAGGCGGCGCUUCCGAGGAGGGCUGGCUUACCUGGGCCUGGCGGGGUUGCUGUGGGGGGCGCGUGGGCUGGGCCUGGCUGUGGCCCUCCUCCCGGGGCCCGGCGCCUCCCUGCUGACCCUUCUGCCAGGCCUGCUCCUCCUGCUCCUGGCUCUAGCCUGCCUGGCGGGCCUCGCUUUCACCUUCUCGGGAGCCUACGCCCGGCGCCCAGGGGCGACCGCCUUGGUGCUGACACUGCUGGCCUUCACCUUGACGCUGGCCCCUCUGCUGCAUGUCCUGGAGGGCCCCCCAAGGGCCAACACCAGCCAGGCCGCCUGGUCCUCGCCCUCGCCUUCCAUCUCCCCAGUGGGGUCCUUCUCGCUAUGCGUGGCGGUGCUGCUGCUGCUCUAUGGUGUCAUGCACCUGCCCCUCUACCUGAGCCUCCUCCUGGGCCUGGCGUAUUCGCUGCUCUUUGAGACGCUGUCCUUCUGCUCCCGCCCGGCCCCCUGGGGGGAGGUGUUGGGCAAGGCCCUGCUGCACCUCUGCCUCCACGCCACUGGGGUCCACCUCUUUGUCAUGUCUGAAGUGCGCUCCCGCAGCACCUUCCUCAAGGUGGGCCAGGCCAUCAUGCACGGCAAAGACCUGGAGGUGGAGAAGGCCCUCAAGGAGCGCAUGAUUCACUCCGUCAUGCCCCGCGUCAUUGCCGACGACCUCAUGAAGCCUGGUGAAGAGGACGCUGGCGGGGGAGAGGCCUCGGCCAAGCAGCGGCCCUCUUCCGCCGCCGCCGCCGCUGCCAGCCCCAAAGGCCGCAAGAAGAAACCCUCCCUGCCCAAGAGCCCCAUCGUCUUCCGUCCCUUCAAGAUGCAGCAGAUCGAGCCUGUCAGCAUCCUCUUUGCCGACAUCGUGGGCUUCACCAAGAUGAGCGCCAACAAGUCCGCUCACGCCUUAGUGGGCCUCCUCAACGACCUCUUUGGUCGCUUCGACCGUCUCUGUGAGGAGGCCAAAUGUGAGAAGAUCAGCACCCUGGGCGACUGCUACUACUGUGUGGCCGGCUGUCCCGAGCCCCGUCCUGACCACGCCGCCUGCUGCGUCACCAUGGGCCUGGGCAUGAUCCGGGCCAUCGAGCAGUUCUGCCAGGAGAAGAAAGAGACCGUCAACAUGCGGGUGGGCGUCCACACUGGCACCGUCCUCUGUGGCAUCCUGGGCAUGCGUCGCUUCAAGUUCGACGUCUGGUCCAACGAUGUCAACCUGGCCAACCUUAUGGAGCAGCUGGGGGUGGCCGGGAAGGUCCACGUCUCGGAGGCCACCGCCAGGUACCUGGACGACCGCUACGAGAUGGAAGACGGGCGGGUGGUGGAGCGCGUGGGACAGAGCGUGGUUGCCGACCAGCUCAAAGGUUUAAAGACAUACCUGAUCUCUGGCUUGAAGGCGAAGGAGCCCCACUGCAACUGCUCCCAGGCUCUGCUCCCAGGCCUGGAGGCUGGAGACAGGAGCAAGAUGCCUGGAGCCUCAUCUGUAGAGAACGUGGGCGAUUUGGCAAAGGGCUUCAGGCCACCAGAGAAAAGCAAGACGUGCCCUUCCUGCAGCAUCGCAUUGCCCCCCUCCUGUGCUGCGAGUGCAGAAGAAGGCGCUGUCCAAAAUGGAGGCCAGGAUGAACAUAAGCACGGUGCAAAGGGCCCUGGCGGGUGCAGCCCUAAAUCCCUGAACGGCUUGCUGAGUCCUCCUCCGGAGGAGAAGCUGAGCAACAGCCAGACCUCGCUGUAUGAGAUGCUGCAGGAGAAGGGCAGGUGGAUGGGUGGGAGCCUGGACAACUCGCCCCUGCUGCCCUUGCGCUUCAAGAACAUCCGGGAGAAGACUGAUGCCCACUUUGUGGAUGUGAUUAAAGAGGACAGCUUGAUGAAAGACUAUUUUUUUAAACCGCCCAUCAACAAGCUGAGCCUGAACUUCCUCGACCAGGAAUUGGAGAUGACCUACAGAAGCAGCUACCAGGAAGAGGUGAUGAAGAACGUCCCCGUGAAGACCUUUGCCAGCGCCACCUUCAGCUCCCUCCUGGACGUGUUCCUCUCUGCCACUGUCUUCCUGAUCCUUUCAACGGCCUGCUUCCUGAAACACGGAUUGACCGGCUCCCCUCCGCUACCUGCAGCCGUGGUUGUGGCCGUGGUAGCCCUCUUGCUUGAGGUGCUGUCCCUUGUCGUCUCCAUCAGAAUGGCCUUCUCCCUGGAGGAUGUCAUGGCCUGUACCAAACGGCUGAUGGAGGCGAUCGCCGGCUGGCUGCCGCGACACUUUGUUGGCGCCAUUUUGAUCUCACUCCCAGCUCUUGCUGUCUUCUCACACUUCACCUCUGAAUUUGAAACCGACAUCUACACCACCAUGUUUAUGUCUUCUGCGAUCCUCAUCACUAUCGUCCAGUACUGCAACUUCUGCCAGCUCAGCUCCUGGAUGCGGUCCUCACUGGCCACUCUGGUGGGCGUAGUCCUGCUGGUCUUGCUCUACGUGCCUCUGUGUCCGGGCAGCUCCAUGACAGCCUUUAACUCGACCCAGGACUUUGGUGCUGCACAGGGCGCCUGCAACAGGUCAUCUGAGGAGGGUCCUCUGCGGAGGCCGGCUGACCUGAUCGGGCAGGAAGUUAUCCUGGGGCUCUUCCUCCUACUCCUCCUGGUCUGGUUCCUGAAUCGGGAGUUCGAGAUCAGCUACCGGCUGCAUUACCAUGGCGACGUAGAGGCUGACCUGCACCGCACCAAGAUUCAGAGCAUGCGGGACCAGGCCGACUGGCUCCUGCGCAACAUCAUCCCAUACCAUGUAGCGGAACAGCUGAAGGUCUCACAGAGCUACUCCAAGAACCACGACAGUGGGGGCGUGAUCUUCGCCAGCAUCGUCAACUUUGGGGAGUUCUACGAGGAGAACUAUGAAGGCGGCAAGGAGUGCUACCGUGUCCUGAACGAGCUGAUUGGGGAUUUCGAUGAGCUGUUGAGCCGGGAGGAGUUUGCCAGUGUGGAGAAGAUCAAGACUAUUGGGGCCACCUACAUGGCUGCCUCGGGGCUGAAUGCACCUCAAGGCCAGGACGCGCGCGGGCCCCAGGCCCACCUGCAGACCCUCUUUGAGUUCGCCAGGGAGAUGAUGCGGGUGGUGGACGACUUCAACAGCAACAUGCUUUGGUUCAACUUCAAGCUGCGUGUGGGCUUCAAUCACGGGCCCCUGACGGCUGGCGUCAUUGGCACCACCAAGCUGCUCUAUGACAUCUGGGGUGACACGGUCAACAUUGCCAGCCGCAUGGACACCACGGGGGUGGAGUGCCGCAUCCAGGUCAGCGAGGAGAGCUACCGCAUCCUCCACAAAAUGGGCUAUGAUUUCGACUACCGGGGGACGGUCAACGUCAAGGGCAAGGGGCAGAUGAAGACCUACCUCUUCCCCAAGUGCAUGGACAAUGGGGUGGUCCCCCACCACCAGCUCUCCAUCUCCCCAGAUAUCCGAGUGCAAGUGGAUGGCAGCAUCGGGCGCUCCCCCACUGACGAGCUCUCUGGCCUAGUGCCCUCAGUGCCGAAUGCAGACAGGGCACUCCAUGCGGUGGAGGGCAGGGAGGGGCCGACGGGCCUCCGGAAGGGCCACCCCAAGGAGCCAGUGAAGCCCGAUGGCCGGCCCUGGCUUGGCAAGGGUGGUGAUGAGGAGAAGGGUGGCAGUGGAUGCCAGGAGGGGGACAACGAUGGGCCCCCCGAGGAGGAGGAGGAGGCCAACGAACUGACCAAACUGAACAGCUCCAGGAGUGUCUGAUGCCCAGAGGAGGGGUGUCCAGGGCUCCGUCUGUAGGGCACAAGGGCAGCACUCCUGGGGGGCUGCAUUCUGCUCCCCUUUGGGAGGUGGGGACCGGCUGCUCUUGGCUUUGGGAUGAAGCUAGCAGGGUUCUGGACCCUUGGAAGAGAGGAGACAUCAAGUGCCUUCCGACAGACUCUGCUGCUGGACUCUGGCCAUAGAGGCACAAGUUGCACCACUGGCGGGGCGCCUGGAUCUAUACCUCCAAGGGACAUGCCAUGGUCGUUUUGAUCUCUUUCUCUUUUUUAAGCGUUUCUUACCAACACUACUCUUGUUUUUUGUUUCUGCUCUCGCAGCUCCUUUGUACGUAAACACAGGCAGAAAAAUGCACGUUUUCCUUCCUUCUGCGACACGAAAGAGCCAGAGAAAGAAGACAGGGCCUGGGACAGCCCAGUUGGGGAGGCAGCAAAGGGUUGCAUCCGGGGAGCUUUUAUAUUGGGGAAGGGGUCACCAGUCGCUGUCUGGAGGGACAGCCGGGCUCCUCUCUUUGCCAUAGCCAGACUAUCUUACCAUUGCAUGCUCCAAGGGCAGGAGAAUGGCCACCUGCUCCCUGCCCCAUGCAGGCCUCCCCUUAUCUGGGGGAAGUGGGCGGCACAUCUGGCAGGGCUGCAAGGAACAAGAGUGGGCUGGCCACAGCACCUCUAAGAUUCCUGAUGAAGUUAAUUGCUCUCCAUCCUGUCAGAGCAGAUUUGACAAAUAAUUAGGAACUGUCUCACUCCCCCCCCCCCCUUUCCUUUACUCCUCACCCUACCUAGAUUUUGAGAGAAUCACACAGAUCAUAGGGUGCUCCAGGAUUGGUGGCAAAGAGCAUGAAAGGCAGGCUUGUUUGCCACUUUCCAAGACAGAAAAAGGAGUGAGAACCCAAGUCAGGCCUUCCUGGGUCAACUAGGAGCCCCAGCGCUCUUGUUAUUGCCACACUCCCCUUUUGAAGAAGCCACGGCAGAGCGUGUGUCGGUGCCUUUGAGCCCAGACCUUAUUAUGCAAGUGCGUCCUGGGGGUUCUUGGCCAGAAAGGGCCUUUCCCCAGACCCCCUCCCCCAAGGCUUCCUCUGCCCCUCCUCCUGCAUGCCAUGCCACGCAUAUUUAUAGCGGUGAGGCUGCUGCCUUGAAGGCAUUGUAACAUAUGCAUCUGUCUCUGGGGAGGGGGACUCCACUUCCAUCCCAGGAGGCGGCAAUGGCCCCCACCAGGCAGGGCCCCUGGUCCUCCUUUGGGCAGAGAGGGCUGAGCACACGCUUCUCUGAGCGCAGGGACUGCAAGGCCACCACCGUCUUCUUUCCUCCUCCUUCAGUCUCCAGUACUGUACUAGCCUUCACUGUGGCUACAAUCCUAAGCACAUGGGCGAGGGGUAUGACUCCCUCCCGUGUAUCUGGCAGACGGACUUCUGAAUAAAGAUGUGCAGGAGA
Anolis carolinensis (green anole) is the source of this 5708-nucleotide messenger RNA. It is a transcript of the gene adcy9, whose product is annotated as adenylate cyclase 9. NCBI's taxonomy places the organism in Eukaryota, Metazoa, Chordata, Lepidosauria, Squamata, Anolidae. The transcript has 10 exons. Gene Ontology annotation, cellular component: plasma membrane. The coding region runs from base 208 to 4266 and encodes 1352 amino acids. Gene Ontology annotation, molecular function: adenylate cyclase activity. Gene Ontology annotation, biological process: intracellular signal transduction; adenylate cyclase-activating G protein-coupled receptor signaling pathway; cyclic nucleotide biosynthetic process. The record is from RefSeq and is a predicted model, not a curated record.